AUGGCCGAUGCCUUACUCCACACCCACACAAGAACCCCCCACCCCUCCUCCCCUCCUCUCCCGCCGCCCUACGACUACAACCUGGGCACCCACCGCCGACCCAUCACGACCACCUCCCCAGACGCCCAGCUCUGGUUCGACCGGGGCCUGCUGUGGGCCUUCUCCUUCAACCACGAACAAGCCGUCCAAUGCUUCACCCGGGCGACCGAAUACGACGCGACCUGCACGCUGGCGCACUGGGGGAUCGCCUACGCCAUCGGGCCGAACUACAACAAAGCAUGGAGUUUCUUCGACCCGGCCGACCUGCGCACCAGCGUUGAAAAGGCCCACGAGGCACUCGCGCAAUCGACCUUCUACGCCAAUGCCAGCAACACCCCAGCCACGCCCCUCGAACAGACCCUCCAAACCGCGCUGCUGGCCCGCUUCCCCGCCCUCGACAAGAUCCCCUCCCCGGCCGACAUGAAGCCGUACGACCACGCGUACGCGGACGCCAUGCGGCCCGUCUACCACGCCCACCCGAACGACAUGGACAUCGCCGCGCUCUUCGUCGAAGCGCUCAUGUGCAUCAGCCCACGCGCGCUCUGGAACCUCGAGACAGGGGAACCCAGCGGGCCGCACACGGUCGAGGCGCGGGCGGUGAUCGAGAAGGCCCUCGCGCAACCCUCCGGCCGCCACCACCCCGCGCUCUGCCACCUCUACAUCCAUCUCAUGGAGAUGUCGCCGUACCCGGAGAUCGCGCUGCCAGCCGCGGACCGACUGCGGCGGCUAGCGCCGGACGCGUCGCAUAUGCUGCACAUGCCGACGCACAUCGACAUGGCGGUGGGCGACUACCGGCGGUCGAUCGACUCGAACCAGGAGGCGAUCGAGGCGGACGACAAGUAUUUUGCGUCGAUGAGCGGGUCCGCGCUGUAUGUGGCGUACCGGGUGCAUAAUAUCAUGGCGAAGCUGUACUCGGCGUUUAUAUCGGGGCGGUCGGAGGAGGCGGUCUCGGCGGCGCAGAAGCUGGAGGAGGUGAUUGAUCUGAAGGUGCUGACGACGACGAGUCCGCCGAUGGCGGAUUGGACGGAGAGUUUCCUCGGGAACAUCGCGCAUGUGCUGGUGCGGUUUGGGCGGUGGGAGGAGAUUCUGGCGUUGGAGUUGCCGGCGGAGGAGACGCGCGAGUUGUAUUGUACGAAGACGGCGAAUAUUCUGUACGCGAGGGCGAUUGCGUUGAGUGCGUUGGGGAGGGUGGGCGAGGCGGAGGAGGCGAGGGAGACGUUUGAGGCGGCCAGGCGGAAGGUGCCGGAUUCGAGGAUCAACAGUCUGCCUGUGCGCGAGGUGGAGGUUUUGGCGGUCGCGUCGCAGAUGUUGACGGGGGAGUUGGAGUAUCGGAAGGGGAACUUUGAGGUCGCGUUUGCGGCGCUGCGGAAGGGCGUCGAGUUGGAGGAUGCGUUGCCGUAUUGCGAUCCGCCCGCGUGGAUGUUGCCCGUGAGACAUGCGUUGGGGGGCCUGUUGCUGGAGCAGAAGCGCGUGGGCGAGGCGGAGAGGGUGUUUCGCGAAGAUGUCGGCAUGGCGGAGGGAUUCCCGCGGCGGAAGGGCCGGUUGAAUAAUGUGUGGGGGUUGCAUGGGUUGCAUGAGUGUUUGGUGGCGUUGGGCAAGGUCGACGAGGCCAGGUGUGUCGAGGUGCAGAGGGAUGUUGCCAUUGGGUCGGCCGAUGUGCCCAUCACCACCUCGUGCUAUUGUCGGCUGUCGGCGGUGGAUGGGAAAUGCUGUUCUGCUGGUCAGUAAGUAGCAUGGAUGCAGCUGGG
Molecule: messenger RNA, 1787 nt
Organism: Aspergillus heteromorphus CBS 117.55
Lineage: Eukaryota; Fungi; Ascomycota; Eurotiomycetes; Eurotiales; Aspergillaceae
Product: TPR-like protein
Exons: 2
Coding region: 1-1767 (588 amino acids)
Cellular component (GO): intracellular anatomical structure
Molecular function (GO): protein binding
Source: RefSeq, a predicted model, not a curated record